AUGGCUCUGCUAGCUUCGGUGGCUCUCCUAGCCUCUACCGCCUUAUGUACUCUAACGCCCUUUCGAUCCGAUAAUCUUCAUGGAUUGACUGGGCAAUUACCAGUUGGCCCUCCCCAGCCGGUUCCUGAUUAUGCGAGGGACAACACAAACAACAAGUUCGGCGCUGCGCCGGACAAGGGCGUCCUGAAGGGACCUCUACUUGGCCCUCUUGAUUACUAUACCAUCCACAACCUCCACAAGAAUGUGCCCUGGCUUUCAAAGAUACCGGGAAAUGCCACCGGGAGCCAGGCCCCGGCGGAUAUUCCCAAGGAUGAGUUCUGGCUUGCAGACGUUGGGCACAACGGUCAAAUGCCUUUUGCUCCAUCUGGCUAUCAGUUCUUCCGAAACGUGCGGGACUUUGGCGCUGUCGGAGACGGUGUCACUGAUGACACCGCUGCCAUCAACCGAGCAGCUUCUGCUAUGAGCAAGGACAACCUUGGGGAAACUCGCUGUGACGCGGACUGUGGCUCGACAACGACGCUGGGGGCUCUUGUGUAUUUCCCUCCGGGUGUGUACCUCAUCUCCAGCCCAGUUAUUCAAUAUUACUACACCCAGUUUGUGGGAAACCCGACAAACCGGCCGGUAAUCAAGGGGGCCGCGAACUUCAGUGGCAUCGCGUUGAUCGACGGCAAUAAGUAUAUACCCAACGGCGGCGGCCGCCAGUGGUAUCUCAACCAGAGCAAUUUCUUGCGCCAGGUCCGGAACCUAUUCUUUGACUUAACCGAGAUGCCUAGUGAGAACUGGGAGGGCGACCAGAAAUAUGUGCCGACGGGAAUUCACUGGCAGGUCGGACAAGGAACUAGUAUUACCAACUGCUUCUUCGAUAUGCCUAUCGCAGACCAUCCCGGUGGUACUACAGCGAUCGGCAUCAUGAUGGAGAACGGCAGUGGUGGUGUAAUCAGUGGUGUGGAUUUCCGAGGUGGGAACGUCGGCUUCUUUGCUGGAAGCCAGCAAUUCACCGCAACCAAUUUGAGGUUCGUCUCGUGCCUCACUGCUAUCAAGCAUCCGUGGAACUGGGGCUUCCUGUGGAAGGGCAUUUCGAUUUCUUCCUGUAUAGUUGCGUUCGACUGCUCCAGCUACAGCGGUGGCAUAAACCAAAAUACUGGUUUAAUUACCGUUCUGGACUCGGAAUUCGAGAAUACACCCACGGGCAUUCUAGUGCCGGAGGAUGUUGACCAGCGGCCAAACAUAGUCCUGGACAACUUGCGAGUGGCCAAUUCCACGUCUGUGGUGCAAGUCCAGGAUGGUGAUGCUAUCCUACCCGGGUCGGUUGAUGAGCUUUACCUCGCAUCCUGGGCCACCGGAUAUCAAUUCACCCCUGGGGGUUCGGGAUCGAAGCGGACCGGCUUCGUCACCCCACCUACAAAUAAGCCCGAGAUACUCUUGGGCGACACGGGCGGCUUCUACUUGCGGGAGAGACCCGACUAUGAGAGGGAAAAUAUCGUAGUCGCUACGGACCACGGAGUUGCUAACGAUGCCACCGGCGACCAGACGGAUGCCAUAAACACGCUGCUCUCACAAAACAUAGGCUCGGUCAUCUACUUCCCGGCUGGCGUCUAUAUCGUGCUUCACACCGUAGAAAUCCCCGUCGGUUCUAGGAUCAUUGGGUCGGGCUGGAGUCAGAUCAUGGGCUCGGGCGAAUUUUUCUUAGAUGACCAUAGCCCACAGGUGAUGAUCCGAGUCGGCAAAGAGGGCGACUCGGGGGUCAUCGAGAUUUCCGACAUGAUGUUCACCGUCAAGGACGGGUCCGCCGGCUGUGUCCUCGUGGAGUGGAACGUGCACGAGUCGCAGCAGGGCUCGGCUGCCAUGUGGGAUAGUCACUUCCGCGUCGGCGGCGCCGCGGGAACCGGCUUACAGGCGGCGGACUGCCCGCCUUACGCGAGCGUGGCCGAACGCAAGUGCAUGGCGGCGGCUAUGCUGAUGCACAUCACCAGGCAGGCGUCCGGUUACUUUGAUAACCUGUGGCUCUGGGUAGCCGACCACGACCUAGACAACCUGGCUAACGCCGACUCGUACGAAAGCAACGAGGGCAUCCCGGUAAAUGCCAAUCAGACUCAGAUUUCCAUCUACGCCGGACGAGGGAUGCUGAUCGAGUCGCAAGGCCCUGUCUGGCUGUACGGAACGGCCAGCGAACACGCCCAGUUGUACCAGUUCUCGCUGAGCAAUGCUGCCAAUAUCUAUAUGGGUCACAUCCAGACCGAGACGCCGUAUUACCAACCAAACCCCCCUGCAGCGCAGCCGUACGUCUCCUUCGGCGACGGUUCGUUCCCCGGCGAUCCGCUGUUCAAUGACUGUAAGGACACCAUGUGCAAGACGGCUUGGGGGCUGCGCAUCAUUAACUCGACUGACAUCAUCGUGUACUCGGCCGGCUUCUACUCAUUCUUUAACAAUAACACGCUGGGGUGUUCGGACACGGAGUCCUGCCAGCUUGCGUUGAUCGAGACGAACUACUCCGAGCGGCUGUGGCUGUACAACAUUUUCACCAAGGGCAACGUCCAAAUAAUUACCCCAAGAGGCGAUGGAAUGAUGCCCCUGUUAUUUAACGAUACGACCAGACGUGGCUACACGAGCGAAACUGCCGCCUGGCUUGUCCUCUCAGUCAAUGGAGCUGAUAAAGGGGUCGACCCCACGGCAGAUGAGAUCUCGGGUGGUGUCCUCAUCGACCCAGGCAUAUGGAGACCGGGCGAAUCUGACGAAUCGGGCACGAUAAACUGUAGUCCUCCUUGCGUCUACGUCCUGCCACCCGUUACCCUGUCCUCGCUGACCACGAUUACCUUCCCUCCCUCUACAACUUCCCUGGAAGUUGGCUGGAUCACGCCCACGUUCUACACGGGCAACGACGACGAAACAACUAGCACGGAUGAGUACACUAGUAUAACUGUUACGACGGUCCUCUCGAUACCAGCCCUGACGACGUCUAUAAUUCCCCUGUCCAAUGUUCCCAUCCCGCCGGGUGUCGACUCGUCCAUUAUUCAACCGGUACCGAGCAUCGUUCCCCCCCCGUUCGUCAUCACCGACAAUCCGGACCCCGAGAGUGACGGCGCAUCGCACCCUCUCAACACGCGUACAAUCACGCCGACGGCUUGGCCCUGGAACACCGUCCAACCCGCACCAGCCUCCCAGAGCGAAUAUUCCUCUUCGACGCCCCCUUCUGGUGCGACGGGCCCUAGCUCAACGAUCCCACCUCCUACAAGCACAUCGGACGUGCCGAAUUCUUCCUCGACGAGCAGUAGCUUCAUCAUAAUCCCCCCGAUAGUGAUAACCCACACCUCCGGGGCGGCAGGGCCCCUCUGCACCGGAGGCUGCGGUAAGCCGGUUAAGCCGUGCGUGCCGUGGGAGAAUACUAAGGAAUGCGGCCCGAAGGAGUGCGGCGAAGAGUGUGUCUUAGACGGGGAGGACUGUAGCGGCGACCAUUGCGUCGAGGGCAACGACUGCGACGGGGGCGACUGCACGAAGGGCGGCGACUGCACCGGCCCGGGCUGCAAGCGCGGCGGCGAUUGCUGGGGCCCCAACUGCGAGAGCGGCGGCGGAUGCUCCGGCGCCAACUGCGACCACGCCGGCAGCUGCUGGGGCCCGAAAUGCCAUCAGGGCGGCGAGUGCGUCGGCCCGAGAUGCCGCCACGGCGGCGGGUGCGUUGGUAUCCUGUGCAACCACGGCGGGGGCUGCUUCGGCCCGCUGUGCACGACGGGUGGCGGGUGCGGCCCGCUCUUGUGCCCACCGGGAGAGUGCAAGGGGCUGCUGUGCGGGUCGGGGGGCGGCGGCGACUUUCAGGACUCGAACGACCCGAACGUGCCUCGGCCGGCGGACCCGGACGAGUGCACGACGCGGACGUACAGCUCGUGCCGGACCGCGUGCCUGGCAUCGGCGACCCAGCCAUGCACGUCGACCUGCCGAAACGUGGUCGGGUGCGACACGACGGGCACGAGCUACGCGUCGACGGUGACGCCGGCGCCGAUCGUCGACUUCGACGGGGGCGAGUCGUGGGACCAGCGCGGGAACGACAGGGACACGUUCAACUCGGCCCAGGCGGUCAUCAGAGACCUCGGCAGCAAGGGAGACUUCAAGGGCGACCUCGACGGGUCGGCGACGGCGACGAGGGCGCCGCCGGAAUCCGGCUGGCUGCAGGCGGAGUGGGUGCCGAACCCGACGCAGCAGGGGAAGUGCCAGUGGGUGUUCUUCAUGGUGGGCGAGGGAGAAUCGGUCGACGUCUGCAACGACAUACCCCUAAACUCGUUCUACGUGCCCUGCGACAAAGAAACCAAGCUUCCGUAUCUAAGCUUCACCCUCUACAACGCUUUCGGCGGCCAGACUUGCUACUACUCAAGCACCGGUGUUGACGCAGGAUUUGUGGGUUGUCCCGGCAACCUAAACCCGUCAAUGUGCCAGGAGGCGCCCAACAACACGGUGACUUGCAACCUGUGGUCGACCUUUAGAGAUAGUGUCAUUUGCAAGUACCCGUAACCGGGUGAGUUCAUGGGUGGUGGCCGGGCUCAUUGCUGGCGGGGCCAGGACAAACGGGUGCAAAAGGGAGAGGAGAUCGAGGAGGGCAUAAACACACAGUGUGGUGUUGGCAUGUGAUAUUUCCGAGUUUUGGACGCAGGUUCACGUGUAUUAGGAAGCAGGUAUGAGCAAGUGUAGGUGAAGAUAAUGGCCUGGUGUAAUAGUCCGCUGCGUUGACGGUCCCAGUGUAAGGGAGACGGGGGAAAGGAGGAGUUCUGAUGAGUGAUGUUUUUGACUAACUGCUUCGUCUGGUCUGGGUAGCCUUUGACUAGCCAACCUGAUUAUACCAC
This is a messenger RNA of Durotheca rogersii, 4829 nucleotides long. RefSeq names its product pectate lyase superfamily protein-domain-containing protein. The transcript is spliced from 3 exons. The record is from RefSeq and is a predicted model, not a curated record. The coding region runs from base 1 to 4500 and encodes 1499 amino acids. Gene Ontology annotation, molecular function: polygalacturonase activity. NCBI's taxonomy places the organism in Eukaryota, Fungi, Ascomycota, Sordariomycetes, Xylariales, Xylariaceae.